AGAGUUCUUCGCCGUUUACCCUUAUCUUAUUCUUCCUCAUCUUCGGUUCUCUAAAAUCCCAUCUAUCGUUUAGUAGUUGAUCUCUUCCCUUUUACCGAAUCCUGACUGUUCUUUUCCAUGGCGGAGGAAGUUGCAGUGGGUGCCGAAUCAAUUGUCUGCGAGACAAAAGAGGCAUCUACGUUGGAGGAAACAGAGCCCAAAGCGCCUGAAAGGCUUGAAGAAGGGACGCAGGCUGUCUCUGUUGAAGCGUCGGCACUGGAUUCAUCGGAUCAGAAGAGGAAACUAGCGGAUCUGGAGCCUUUUGAGAACGAUGAGGCACCGGCCAAGAAGCAGCAGAUCGACGUCUCGGAUGCCAUUUCAGAAAAUCCUGCUGCUGCAGAAGACGAGGUCAUGGUGACAUCGGAAGUUGACAAGCAGGAUAUUGAAGGUGAAGAAACGGUCGCCUCUGGGCAUCCGGAAACAGAAAAGCCUAUUCCAGGUGAGGAUGCCGCAGCAUCAGAUGGAACGCUAGUUAGUUCUGCUGUUGAUGGGAAUGUUGGUGAGGAACAGCCAGGACACGUUAGAGAGCUUGAUGACGCAGGCCUCGAGCAGGUAAAGUUGGAAGCUGAGCCAGUAGGCAAUGGACAAAUUUCAUCAGCAGAAAACAUCCAGCAUGCUUUUGUGGAUGAUCUACAAAAACCUUCACCUUCAACUCCUCACCAAGGCAGUUUUCCACAUUCUGGACACCAAACUUCAUUUGAUCUCUCAAUUUCACGAAAAAUUGAAGUGCCUAACAAUAAGGUUGGCGUCCUCAUUGGCAAAGCUGGGGAAACUAUUAGGCAUCUGCAAAUAAACUCAGGGGCAAAGAUUCAAAUCACAAGGGAUGGUGACAAUGAUCCACAUUCUCCUAUGCGACAUGUUGAACUGACUGGGACCAUGGAAAACAUCAAUAAGGCAGAACAACUGAUCAAGGAUGUUAUUGCCGAGGUCCAUAAUAUGGCCAAUGCUGGAGGUUCCCCUUCACUUGUGGCUAGGGGGUUCAGUACUCCACAAUCUGGUGGAGAACAGAUAGAGAUGCAAAUUCCAAGUGACAAGGUUGGUAUGAUUAUUGGUAAAGGUGGUGAGACUAUAAAGAACCUGCAAACAAAAACUGGUGCUCGGAUUCAGUUGUUACCACAAAAUCUUCCUAAUGGUGAUACAUCAAAGGAAAGAACGGUCCGAAUAACUGGGUACAUUAAGCAAGUUGAAUCUGCAAGAGAAUUGAUCAAGGAUGUUAUGAUCCAGAAGGGGCCUGCGAGGUCAUCACCACGCUCCAAUACAUACAAUAACCAGCAUUCAUUUCGGCCUCCCCGAGGGCCCGCUCCGGCAGCUCAAUGGGGUCCUCGUGGGGGAAAUCCAACUCAUCAGACAUCUGGUUAUAAUCAUCAGCAGAGAGGUAUGUAUCCACCUCAAACAACACAAUACCCUCAAUCACAUGGUAGUAGUUAUUCGCAACAGCAACCCCCUCCAAGAGGUGGCUGGGAACAUCAGAGACCUGCAGCUCCUGCUCUGCAGAAUACUAAUCCACCUUCUGGAGGCUAUGGUUACUAUAACCACCAAGGUGGUGGUCCUGUCCCUAACACUCAACCCUCAAACCCCUUGCCUGGACCCAUACCUUCUUCGACACCGGCUCCGAUCAACUAUAACUACGGUCAGUCACAAGCUCCAGACGGCUAUGGACAUCAAGCACCCUAUUCACAGCCUCCACCUUCUCAGCAGAACUAUGGACAUGGCUACACUGAACCUAACAUGUACGCUCAACAGCAGCCCAUGGCCUCACAGCCUGCAAUGUAUGGACAACCAUCAGCUACACCAUCAUCAUAUGGCCCCCCUCGAGGGCCUCAGCCCGGCGACUCCAUGUAUCAAGGUCCUCCACCAAGCCAAUAUCCAUCAAAUCCAUCAAUGCAACAGCCAUAUCCAUAUAGUUCCAGUGCUCCUCCUUAUGGCCAUGCAGAUGGGGGGUACUCUCAGCAACCUUCUGCUAGUUAUCCUCAACACGGCGGUCAAAGCGCCGCCGCUGCAGGAUAUGGCCAAGUUGGACAAGCAGCGCCUGUAUCAUAUACUCAGCCUGUUCCUCAGGCCGGCGGUUACAGUCAGUACCCAUCAUCUCAGCCAGGCUAUGGUGAUCAGACAGCGCAGGCUAAUGUGAACUAUGGAUACCAGGGAGGGGCUCCAGAUGCAGGAUACACAGGAAAUGUACCGAGCUCCGGCUAUGCUGUUCCACAAGCUGCUGGCAACCAGACAGUUUAUUCGCAGCCGCAAGCGAAUCCAUCGGGCUAUUAUGAUCAGUCCAUGAUUCCGCAAUCCGGCCAUGGUGCUGUUCCUACUGCUCCAGCUGGGUAUGGAAAUACUGUCUCUGCGCAGGCUGGAUAUGGUGGUCAGUAUGAUGCAACUACGAUGUAUGGUAGUCACCAAUAGUGAUUUACUUAACCUUUUUAGGCUUCAGUGCUGAAUCCUCUGAUAUGUGUUAUGUAAUAGAUUGAGGCGCUUAAUUGGAGAGUAGUAGUGUCAUGUUGUUUUAAAUGUGUAGCAGCUGGAGCUGAAGUUGUUUUUGAAUUUGAACAAGUUGUCUCAGGUAGGGACUAUUGCUAGUAAAUCACUUUAAUUUUAUA
Molecule: messenger RNA, 2630 nt
Organism: Dendrobium catenatum
Lineage: Eukaryota; Viridiplantae; Streptophyta; Magnoliopsida; Asparagales; Orchidaceae
Product: far upstream element-binding protein 1-like
Exons: 8
Coding region: 118-2436 (772 amino acids)
Biological process (GO): regulation of gene expression
Cellular component (GO): cytoplasm
Molecular function (GO): mRNA binding
Source: RefSeq, a predicted model, not a curated record